AUGGUAAAUCAUUCGCCAGUCGUCUUCUUUUUGUUCUCCUUAUUCUUUUAUUCGCAUUUAAAUGGAGCAUUCGAUGAUGCAGAGCAUUUUCCAAAAGGGAUAGAGGAUAGAGCCAAACUUUUGGCACGGGCAGACCAGUGUGUGCUAAAAUAUUUAGAGUUUACCGGCAAAAAGCUUUCACAUCUGCCGUACACUGUAAAACGAUGUGCUCUCUCGGAAUAUUUCACUUGGGAAGAGUCUGGAACAUUUUUUCCGUUUCAAAAAUGCAAUAAUUUCGUGUUUUUCGGGGGAAAUUCCCUCCAAAUAUUGAAUAAUACCGAUUUUAAGAUGCUCAAUUGCAAAUAUUUGAUUAUCGAUUCGAGGGAGAACCUCCGUGGACUUGAAAAUUAUAAAAAAGUAGAUGAUCUUUCAAAAUCACAACUAAACAAUGCUCUGCUUCAAUUUAAAGAAGAAAAUGUAAUAGAGCAUAUUUUCAUCUUUGAAAUGAAAGAAAUUGAAAAUUAUUUGGAUAACCUUCUGAAAAUUAGAAAAAUAUAUUCCCUUAUUGUAUGCCAAAUUACGAUUCGUGUACCGACGUUUGUCGGGGAAGAUGUGAUUUGGCAAUUUGCAGAGAAUAUUUUAAGAGAUGAUUAUUAUAUUUUGUUGAAAAUCACCAAAGAAGCAAGUUAUAUAGAGUUCUACUUCUUCGCGAACAAUGAAUACCAAUGUAUGAUGCGUUAUUUAUAAAAUAAUAUUUUAAUUAAAAUGAAGAAAUGAAUUUAAAAAAAACAAAACAAA
Caenorhabditis elegans is the source of this 777-nucleotide messenger RNA. RefSeq names its product Lipoprotein (gene Y116A8C.43). The transcript has 5 exons. NCBI's taxonomy places the organism in Eukaryota, Metazoa, Nematoda, Chromadorea, Rhabditida, Rhabditidae. The record is from RefSeq and is marked reviewed. The coding region runs from base 1 to 726 and encodes 241 amino acids.